AAUGACCAAUGUUCAUGUUCAACUAGAAACAUGUACAGAACGUGGAAGUAUUAUCCCUCCUUGGAUCUGUAUAUCAUUAAAUUUCCCUAUUGGUAACCUUAAAUUACACAAACAUUUCCCCUCCUCUGUUCACUUGUACCUCUUGUUCCUUUCUCUUCUAAUCCAUCAUGGGAAAUGAAGCUCAUGACCAACAAUACUCAAAAAAAUUGCAAGCAUGUGGUCACAGCCAAAAGCACAAGUUGCCGAAGUCAAUUAUGCUAGUCAUACUCACCAACCUUGUCACCAUUUACAUCUUCACUGGUCCAAUCAGUUUUUUGUACCACUCUUCUCCGAGUCCUCGCGACUCGAACUCUAUCUCAAAGGAACUCAACUCCACCAAAGCUCAGAUUGCUGCCACUCACUCACUCUUGUCUGAACUGCACCAUAGACUUAACUCCUCUAACUUACUUGUCCAGGCACUGCUCAUUGAUCUCACGCGCCAACAAGAAAAGCAAUCCAAUGGUGCUGAUCAGAAUCAAAUGAGUUUGAAGGUAGGGAGUGAUGACCUCAGUUUUGCACUUGGCCCUCACAAGCUCCCUUUUGGGUACUCACCAAGGAUAGGAUCAGAUGAGAUUCACACACCUGUUGGUGCAUCAUGCAUGAGGCUCCAUGAAGAGUUAAACCAAUAUAUGUCAUAUGAGAUUGGAGGGGAGUGCCCUAUGGAUGAUGUUCUUGCACAAAGGCUCAUGCUCAAAGGGUGUGAACCGCUCCCUCGAAGGAGAUGCCGCCCCAAGUCUCCCACAAAUUAUGUGGAGCCGACACCUUUGCCUGAGAGCCUUUGGACUACCCCACCAGAUACUAGCAUUGUUUGGGAUGCUUAUGCUUGCAAAAGUUACCAGUGUCUCAUUGACAGAAAGAAUAAGCCAGGCUCUUAUGACUGCAAGAAUUGCUUUGAUUUACAAGGUGAAGAGAAGAAUAAGUGGAUCUUCGAUGAUGGGGGACUUGAUUUUGCAAUAGACCAAGUUCUUGCAACAAAAGCGGCGGGGACGAUUCGUGUUGGACUUGACAUUGGUGGUGGAACUGGAACAUUUGCUGCAAGGAUGAGGGAAAGGAAUGUGAUCAUCAUCACAAGCACACUGAAUUUAGAUGGCCCUUUCAACAACCUCAUUGCAUCAAGGGGUUUAGUGCCAAUGCAUAUUAGUAUCUCUCGAAGGUUUCCAUUCUUUGACAACACACUGGAUAUUGUGCACUCCAUGGAUGUGUUGAGUAAUUGGAUACCAGACACCAUGCUUGAGUUUGUACUAUAUGAUGUAUACAGGGUGUUGAGGCCAGGUGGUCUGUUCUGGCUGGACCAUUUCUUUUGCUUUGGGUCACAACUCAACAAAACUUACGUGCCAAUAUUGGAUCGAAUUGGAUUCAAUAGAUUGAGGUGGCAUGUUGAAACCAAACUUAAUCGUGGGGUUCACAAGAAUGUGUUGUACAUUUCAGCCUUAAUGGAGAAACCAAUGACUUAAGGUUAAGUGUAUGAAUGAAUGCAUAGGAUAACUUAAUGAAGAUUUUUUUUUUUGAAUUA
Molecule: messenger RNA, 1552 nt
Organism: Glycine soja
Lineage: Eukaryota; Viridiplantae; Streptophyta; Magnoliopsida; Fabales; Fabaceae
Exons: 1
Coding region: 168-1493 (441 amino acids)
Molecular function (GO): methyltransferase activity
Source: RefSeq, a predicted model, not a curated record